Molecule: messenger RNA, 5465 nt
Organism: Doryrhamphus excisus (bluestripe pipefish)
Lineage: Eukaryota; Metazoa; Chordata; Actinopteri; Syngnathiformes; Syngnathidae
Gene: nhsa
Product: Nance-Horan syndrome a (congenital cataracts and dental anomalies)
Biological process (GO): lens development in camera-type eye; cell differentiation
Source: RefSeq, a predicted model, not a curated record
UUCCAUGCUGGGCAUGUUUUCCAUGUUUUCCAGCCUUCCCACUAGUUCUUUUUAAAGAACUAUUUCCACUUUGCAGCGUGUAAAAAGUCCGACUUUUUCUUCUGCAGCCUCGAGGAGAGCUCGGUCCUCCCAAUGAAAGGAUGGGGGGGAACUGAAUCCACGCCGAGAGGUCCGGGGUCCGAGGAGAGGGCAUCUUCUUCUCACUUUCGCUGGAUUUACGCACCGAGAUGCCGUUCGUCAAACGGCUCGUGGAGCCACAGUUGCUGUGCCGGCGGUACCAAGUCACAAACGACGACCAUCCGGAGGUUCCAGUCUUCGAGGACCUUGUCUCCAUCAGCAAUGUGGCUCUGGCGAGGACCCUGCGCCAGCUGUCGGACCUGGCCAAACACGCCUGCUCCAUCUUCCAGGAGCUGGAGGGCGACCUGGAGACCACGACGCAGCGGCUCCGGGGGCUGCAGAGGAAGGUUGGCCGACUUCAGCAGACCUGCUCCGACAUGGACCCAAAACAGGAGGCAGUCCCGGUGUCCAACCUGGAUGUGGAGAGUAAGCUGACGUUGCACUACCGAGCUCCCUGGCACAAGCAGAGGAACGUCUUCCGGCCCUCCACGCGGCCAGCGUGUGUAGAAGAGCUGUAUAGGGAAGCCAACCUGUGGGUCCUGCACCGAGACCAUGAGAGGAGACGGUGGUCCAGCGUGGAGGGGCGUGUCACCAUCUCCAUCUCUGCUUUGCCCCCCAUGCCCAUGUACCCUUUGACACCCAUCGCCCGGAGGAAAGCUAAGAAGGGCGCACGCUUGACGUGGUUCCAAACCAACACCCGCCCGCCUUCCCCCAUCGAAUGUUGCCACUUCUCCCCCUGGAACACCAAGGCCACAGCCUCAAACCCCGCCGACUGUGACGGGGCGUCGCUGGGUCAGCGCGCCAAGCUGCCUGUCCCCAACACGCCCAGCACCCUGGACAAGCAGACCAACUGGUCCGCUGCCCUGCCCCUGCCGACGCCCGAGGAGAGAAUGAAAUGCGAUUCCAGAGUCAUCAACUCAUGUGUCAUCCCCAUCAAUGUGACAGGCGUCGGCUUUGACAGAGACGCUAGUGUGCGCUGCUCGCUCGUCCACUCACAGUCUUUGCUUCAGAGGAGGAGGAAGCUGAGGCGACGAAGGACGGUGGCCGGCGUCCCCAGACAGGUGCAACUGGAUUUGGACUCUGAUGACUCGCCGGGUUCCAGAGAGCGCACUGUGAUCGUCCACGCCACCUUGGACGUCACCCCUUUCAAUGAGGACCUGGCCAGCCAUCUGGACACCAGAGACUCGGGCUGCCAGACAGAGGACUUCCUGAUCUCAGGAGCGCCUUCUCGGAGGAGAAUCCAUGCCCAGCGUGGCCACCAGGGGGCACCGCUGUGCCUCUGUCAAUCGGCAGGCAACAUUGCCUCUCUGCGGGACAGCCGGGAAGACAUGUUCGCCACUGCCAUGGGCGACCGGCUGCGCUCCCGCAGUCUCCCCCGUGGCAGAAGCAGGAUGAUGGAGAACGGUCACAUUGAUGACGAGGAGGCAGAACUCUCCCCGUUUAGUGCAGAGGACUUCCUGCAAGAAGACGGUGAGAUAAUCCUAAAGGGCGAGGAGGGGAGAGCUGAUGACCGAGUGGGGUCCAAGUGCCUGAAGUACAAGCCGCUGUUGGAGACACCAGAGCGAGGCUGGAUGGAGAGGACCAGGUCCCAGCUGCCCAGGAAGGCAGACUUGGGCAGCUGUGACAUGUCUUCCAGCUCGGACACAUUCAGCAGCCCCAUGCACUCCGUCACUGCCGCAGGGGUCCUGGGAGGUCAGAUGGACCACAAAGAUGACCACCAGUCUUCUAGUGGGAACUGGAGUGGGAGCAACUCCACUUGUCCCUCCCAGACCUCAGAGACCCUCCCACCGGCAGCCUCGCCGCCACUCACCGGCUCCUCGAACUGUGACUCUGAGCGCUCCCUCAACACCACGCCUCACGCUAAUGAGGAACAUGGCAGCUUUAUGCUGGACCCCUACACGGGCCUCAGGACACAGAGAGCGGGCUCCUUCUCUUCCAUGGCCAUGGACAUUUUAGAGGAAGCAGAAGUCAGCACCCCUGUGGAAGGGGAGUGGAACUACACCCACCCGGAUCCCCCUGGUUCUCAGGACUUCAGCCCUGAGCCAAGCAGGGAGACAGAGAGCAGUCUGGGCUGCCCCAGCUUCACCAGCAUGGCCACAUGCGAGAGCAGCUUCUCCGACAAGCCGCUGUCGGAAAAAGCAGACGCUGUCUCACACUAUUCCGUGGACACUGAAGGUUACUACACCUCCAUGCACUUUGACUGUGGGCUUAAAGGCAGCAGGAGCUUCACGUAUAACUAUGCGGCCUCGGGCUCCAAUUCCAGCUUGCUGGACUUCAGCCGCCCCAUGACUCUUGGAGACUCGAGGAGACGCUGUCUGUCCUUAAGGAAACCAAAGGCGAAGCCGUGUCCACCCAAGCGCAGCUCGUCACUUCGGAAAAUAUGCAGUGAGGGAAACAUUCCCAUCCUGAAAGAACCAAAGAUCAGCUGUGGGCAGCAGCCUCCACUGUCCAGGGAGAAGAAAGCGCAACUUAUUUUAUCCACAUCUGCACGUCACAUAGCUAACUCCUCUCCAGCCAAAGAGCCCCUUAGGGUCUGGGGGGUUGAGGGCUCGUUGGACGUGCCUGACCUAGGCGUGUUCAGCUCGACGGAUGCUCAUUCGUUCAAAGACGAUGGCGUCGUUCAGGCCGACUAUGCAGACUUCUGGCUCCUGAACGAUUUAAAAUCCGCUGAUCCCUACAGAUCCUUGUCCAACUCCAGCACAGCUACCGGCACAACAGUCAUUGAAUGCGUCAAGUCGCAGGACAGCUCCGAGUCGCAGACCUCCCAGUCGGGCUCCAGGGCCACUACCCCCUCACUUCCAUCCGUGGAGGGAGACUUCAAGCUGACAUCGCCAGACAGACUGGCCGGCCUGGCGAGUCCUUCCAGUGGAUACUCCAGCCAGUCGGAGACCCCCACCUCCUCCUUCCCUGCUGCUUUCUUCCCUGGCCCGCUAUCGCCAUCUAGUGUUAAAAGGAAACCCAGAGUACCGGAGCGGAAGUCGUCGCUCUCAUCGUUGUCCGGAAGAACUGGCACGACCUCUAAAAGAGAUCUGGAGUUGCCGAUAAUCCCGCCCUCCCACCUGGACUUAAGUGCCUUCCACAGUAUUAACGGCAAAGCUCCAAAUCACUGGACUCAUCAGGAAAAUAAGCAAAAAGAUUUUCCCAAAGCGGAAAGUUCCAACAGCCCUUCCGUGAGCAUCAGCUCUGCCGUGCUGCAAUCUAUCAGCAGGGAACACGACGGAGGUCCUGACGACGGCCCAAAACCGGACUGUCCCCCCGUAAACUCCAGCAGCGCUCCAGCCUCGUUGGAGAGUCCACACUUGGUAAGCGAGCCGUUGCCCACCCCAGACGAUGAAUUGGCAGAAAUCACCCAGUUUUCCCCGCCGCCACCCGGAGAAGAACUUUAUACUCUCAAGUCGAGUCUAGUCCCUAAUCUGCACGGCAGUUUCGAAGUAGUACCUGCUGCCGACGCCCAGUUGCAGGUGCUACAUGUGAGUCCUAGCAGCAAGGAGGUGGAGUCAGCAGAUGAUGCUUCCCAAGGUGCCACUCGGGACGAGACAGAAGAAGACACGACUGCCGAUGAGAUCCUCAGUAAAGACUUGACGCCGAGCGACUCUGCCUCAUCCCAGCUGAGUGACGAGUCGCGGUCAGAGGAUGACAAUGUCUUUCUUUCGCCCACCAAGACCCGGACCACCGAUGACCUCUUUGCUGUGAUACACAGGUCAAAGAGGAAAGUGUUAGGCAGGAAAGAUUCGUCUGAGGUCGGUGUCAGAAAUCGCCUCAGCGCCGCAUCCGGCACAACGCCACCAGGCAGUGCCACCAGCUCGAGUCCCGCGGGGUCACCCUGCAGCCUGCAGAAAGCUCCAGGCCCCAUCUACAGGAAUGCCAAAAAAUCCAGCACCUCCAACGAGGAGUUCAAACUGCUGCUGCUCAAGAAGGGCAGCCGCUCCGAAUCCAGCUAUCGCAUGUCGGCCACCGAAAUCCUCAAAAGCCCUGUCACCCCUAAAGGCGGGGACUGUGCGGACGAGGUGGCCUCCCCCUUGCAGACAGUACCAGAUGUCCCCGCCAAUCCUUACCCCAAUGCCAACGCUGAGGGCUUCUCACCCAGAUCCUUUUUUUCGCCGGCUACCUCCAGGCAGGGUCGCUCGAGAAUCCCGCCGCCUGCGAACAGCAGCCGCUACGGCGCUCGGGGUCGUCUGUACUCGGUACCCAUGCAGGCCAUCUCAGAGGGCGAGACGGAGAACUCGGACGGAAGCCCCCAUGAUGAACGCUCGUCAUCACCAGACUCCACGUAGGACAAACGGUAUGAUGUGUUUGCGUACUUUUUUGUUGUGAAAUAUGAUGUAUUGCGUAUUCUGUGAAUACCCACCGAGUACCAGCCUUCCCUCAAAGUACUCCUUUUUUCUUUUUCUAUUUGGGGCAAAAAACCUUGUAACAGCAAGUGUUUUUUACAGCAGGAAGAAGUGAUGUUGAAGCGAGACAGAGAAACGUCAGUGGCUGGACAGGUUUUAAGAUAAUAAUAACAACAAUAAUAAAUAGUAAUGAUGAUGAUUUUUUUGGUUUGGUGUGUUUUUAUAAUACUCGAAAGGAGGCAUGUGGCAAGUCUGUGAGAUGUUGGAGAUGGAAUGUGCAAAAAUGUUUUUGUUAGGUGUUCGCUAGCAAAGUUUUGUGAGGCGGCCCCUCCCGGCUUGUAUGUGUAUUUAUUUAUUUUUUUAACUAUCCCACACAAUGAGGCUAUUUUUAGAUCAGAUUGCUUUUUACCAGAGAAGCUAUUUUGAGACACUGGCUGCUUAUAAAUAAGAUGCAUCACGACGCAGUCGCUUAUUAGAUCAUUUUAUGCAAAUGUGGCUACACAGCCAAUCUGUUCUGUUCGCUUGGCCAUGAAGCAUCAUGAAGAUGACUCGGCAUGAUAGCGAGCAUGCUAACAGGGUACACAACAGGAGCUUUCAUUCCAACUUUAUUUCUUGUUUUUGGGUUGUUGUUUUUUUUUUUUUUUAGCACUGAUGAAUUCUCUUAUUCUCUCGGAAUUAACAAGGACAAAGCUCACUUUAGUAUUUUUUUUCGAUGAUGCUAUCAGAUGAAUUCUGGGACAAAUCCACCUUUGUGUGAUCUUUUUGUACAAAUGGGGAAAUAACACACCCGUGUCGAAUAAUAGUUGCUUGUGUGUAAAAAAAAAAAAAAAAUGUUUACAUGAACUGUUGUACAUUUCAGAGUUGUGGAUCCGGUCUUGUAUUUAUUUUGUAGUAAACUUUGUGGAAAGUCAAAUCCUAUCAGCAGCCAGUGCUAGGUCGAAGCACUGGCUGCUAAGUAAAAUGUGUCCACAACAACAUGAAUAAAUGUGACUGUUUGGGGGAAAAAACGAAAGAAAG